GUGCGCGCUCCGCGUUUCCGGGGGGAAGCGGACCCAGGAGGAACCAGCGCGCGGCGGCGCCUGCGGUCGGGGCGGAAGCGAUGGCCGUGGGGCUCUGCGGGUCGCGGCUCUGGCGGGCCGUCCCCGGGGGCGGCGCGGGCUGGCGAUGGAUAGCAACCUCCGCAGCUUCUCAGCUGUCCCCGACCGAACUGAUCGAAAUGCAGAACGACGUCUUCAAUAGAGAGAAAGACAGGCAGGCAUCGCUCACUCCGCGGGUGGAGAAGAUCGAGGUUAAACUCGUUGGGAAAACGGACGCUGGCACCACGUUUGUGAUGAAUAAGAACGUCUCCACGCCGUACAGUUGUGCCAUGCAUUUAAGUGAGUGGUACUGCAAGAAGUCCAUUCUGGCUCUGGUAGACGGACAGCCGUGGGACAUGUAUAAGCCUUUGACCAAGCCCUGCGAAAUUCAGUUUCUUACUUUCAAAGAUCGUGAUCCAGAAGAAGUUAAUAAGGCUUAUUGGCGGUCUUGUGCCAUGAUGAUGGGCUGUGUGAUAGAGAGGGCAUUCAAAGACGAAUACUUGGUCAAUUUGGUCAGAGCUCCAGAAGUGCCUGUAAUUGCUGGAGCUUUCUGCUAUGAUGUAGUUUUGGAUAAGAGGCUUGAUGAGUGGAUGCCAACAAAAGAGAACCUACGUUCUUUCACAAAAGAUGCUAUUACUUUAAUUUAUAAAGACCUCCCAUUUGAAACAUUGGAAGUUGAUGCAAAAGUAGCAUUAGAAAUAUUUCAACACAACAGGUAUAAAGUAGAUCUCAUAGAAGAGAAAGCAUCUCAGAAUCCUGACAGAAUAGUCAGGCUGCACAGAUUUGGUGACUUCAUUGAUGUGACUGAAGGCCCUCUUAUUCCAAGAACAAGUAUUUGUUCCCAGUUUGAAGUGUCAGCGGUUCAUAAUCUGCAGGCCACCGAGUCAAGUCUUACACGAAGAUUUCAAGGUCUCUCUUUGCCUGUUCACUUAAGAGCACAUUAUACGAUAUGGACUAAGCUAUUGGAAAGGUCUCGGAAAUUGGUAACUGAAGAUCAAACUAAACCUGCAGAGGAAAGUGCUUCUAAACCUGCAGAUGAAACUAAACCUGCAGAGGAAAGUGCAUCUACCUAGUAGCUUCAUAAAAUUUAAACAUGUAUAGUAAGUUAAAAUAAAAGUUUUUUAUGUAA
Messenger RNA from Pipistrellus kuhlii (Kuhl's pipistrelle), 1186 nucleotides. RefSeq names its product mitochondrial ribosomal protein L39 (gene MRPL39). Gene Ontology annotation, molecular function: RNA binding; nucleotide binding. Gene Ontology annotation, cellular component: mitochondrion. The transcript is spliced from 10 exons. The coding region runs from base 81 to 1130 and encodes 349 amino acids. The record is from RefSeq and is a predicted model, not a curated record. NCBI's taxonomy places the organism in Eukaryota, Metazoa, Chordata, Mammalia, Chiroptera, Vespertilionidae.